Molecule: messenger RNA, 1361 nt
Organism: Pecten maximus
Lineage: Eukaryota; Metazoa; Mollusca; Bivalvia; Pectinida; Pectinidae
Product: CCAAT/enhancer-binding protein zeta-like
Exons: 13
Cellular component (GO): nucleus
Source: RefSeq, a predicted model, not a curated record
AUGAUGUCAAAAGAUACAAUACAAGCUGCCAAACAGAAAGCUAUAAGUACGGUGUAUGAACUUUUGGCUGACAAGCCUGAACAGGAACAGCUUUUGUUGUCCAUGCUUGUAAACAAGUUGGGAGAUCCGGAUUACAAACUGGCUGCCAAAUCUACACAUCUACUUUCCCGGCUAGUUGACAAGCACCCAAACAUGAAGGCAGUGGUUGUGGCGGAGGUGGAACGUUUACUGUACAGACCUAACAUAGCAAAGAGAGCGCAAUAUUAUGGUGUGUGUUUCCUCAAUCAGCUGAUGUUGAGUGAGGAGGAAUCCGAGCUUGCCAUCAAACUCAUACGGCUCUACUUCUCAUUUUUUAAGGCUUUUGUGAAGAGAGGUGAGGUGGACAGUAAGAUGAUGAGUGGCCUGCUCUCAGGGGUCAACAGGGCAUAUCCAUACGCCAAAGGUGAAGAGAAGUUUAUCAGUGAACAGAUGGAUACCUUAUAUAAGAUUGUACACUUAGUGAACUUUAACACCAGCCUGCAGGCCCUCAUGUUACUGUAUCAGGUGAUGGACUCAAGUCAGAAUGUCUCUGACCGGUACUAUGUGGCCCUCUACAAGAAGAUGAUCGACCCAGCUCUGUGCACAUCUGCUAGACAAGCCAUGUUCUUAAAUCUACUGUUUAAAAGUAUCAAGAAAGAUGUGGCUGACAGGCGGGUCAAGGCCUUUAUUAAGCGACUGCUACAGAUCUGUCCAUUCCAGUCGCCCCAGUUUACCUGUGCUGCCCUGGUGUUGCUUGGGGAGGUCAUCAAAAUUCAGCCUCAUGCCAUUCUUACUCAACAUAAGAGUAUGGGUUUUGAUGAUAAUGAAGAUGAUGAUGAGGAGGAACAUUUCACUGACCUUCCCGCUCCAGACGAGGAUGUAGUCCUGAUGAAACAAGAGGAACCAAAGGAUGUAAAGCCAGUUAUACCGUCGUCAUGGAUACACAAAUCUAUAGGUCAAGGCCACAGUAUGUUUUACAACCCCUCCGUAAGAAAUCCUCUACAUUGUCGCGCUGAGCAGGAAUGCAUGUGGGAACUGGAGAAACUCGCGGCACAUUUCCAUCCAUCUGUUGCUCUGUUUGCUCAAACUCUUCUCAAGGGUGAGCCAAUCACAUAUGGAGGAGAUCCUCUACAUGACUUUACCACCAUCAGAUUCCUCGAGCGAUUUGUCUACAAAAAUCCCAAACAACAACAGAACAUACCAGAAAACUCAGGAAUUCUGUCCAAGACAAAGACCAAGAGGAGAGACCCAUUGACAGGUGCCAGGAAGUUUGCUGUAAACAGCAAAAGUUUCCUUGAGAAGGAUGAAAGUGAAAUCCCAGUCGAGGAAAAGUUCUUCCAUAA